AUGUAUGGAGACGCAGUUUUGAUGUGCCUUCUGCUUUGCCCUUCAUACAAAUUAAGUCUGAAAGACGAACAGUGGAUAGAGAAGUAUAAUGCUCUAGCUGAAGUUUUCAAAUUCAAGAAGAUUAAGAAGCCGUCUAAUCUUAGCAGCUUAAAGAAGUACAAACCAAUACUGAGACAUGAUAGUGUGAAUGUUGAGUUUUCUUGUGAAUUCUUUAAACACACCAGUUUUCUAAGAUUCGCCAAAAAUCCAGGUUUUGUAGAUAUAUUUCUGACAUUGGCAGAAAAAAACAACAUUGCUAAGUUCUGCAGAUCAUGGGCAUAUACAAAGAAAGAGGGGGAAGUCUUUUGCUGGCUAUCACCACAACAAACAAAACAAUUGAUAGAAAAACUUGGAGAGGAUAUUUUCAUCCAUCCAACAUGGCAGGAUACAACAAUACACGAGGAUGUAUUUAGAAAUUUUGGUGUACCAAUGCAGAUUUUGAUGCGAGGAGAAGAAUCAGUGAAAAAUUUCAUUGAAAAUCUUAAGAAAGGGGAGACCACCAUGUACCAUGCCUCUGGGAUGAUCAUUGGGUGUGCAGGUAGUGGAAAGUCAACCCUGCUAGAAAGACUGAAGGGCAUCAACCUGAAAGAAAUCCUAGAAAGUUCAAAGUCAACCCGCGGAAUUGAUGUCCAGGCUGACAUAUUUGAUGUAACUGGAAAAACAAUCAAGG
Molecule: messenger RNA, 709 nt
Organism: Saccostrea cuccullata (small rock oyster)
Lineage: Eukaryota; Metazoa; Mollusca; Bivalvia; Ostreida; Ostreidae
Exons: 3
Source: RefSeq, a predicted model, not a curated record